UCAACCUGGAAGAUUGACUAUCGACGAUGUUCCAUGAGUCAACGUGGCCAUGUCAGAAAACCACCGCUCAACAACAAGCGACCUAGGAUAUGGUCGGAGAUGCAGCGGGAGCAGAAAACCAAGAGCUUUGCAAAGACCAAGGUGUCCGACCUAAGUCUCUUGCAAAGAGAAAAGAAGACGAAGAAGGUCGCCAAGCGCAUGGACUCCUCGUUGAAUUGGAUGUCGGGCUGGGCCAAAUUGAAGACAGAGCAGGAGCAGUUGAGACCUGCAGAAGUUGAACCUGCCAUGGCGGUGGUGGAACCUCCCACGACCAUGGUGGAUGCACUUGAAGAGUUGCCAACAGGCACUCCUGAGAUCUUCUUGGCCUACAUCCAGCGUGACAUCAACUGC
This is a messenger RNA of Cladocopium goreaui, 390 nucleotides long. NCBI's taxonomy places the organism in Eukaryota, Dinophyceae, Suessiales, Symbiodiniaceae. The record is from the annotation of a GenBank genome assembly.